Arvicanthis niloticus (Nile rat) is the source of this 4049-nucleotide messenger RNA. It is a transcript of the gene Pde6c, whose product is annotated as phosphodiesterase 6C. The record is from RefSeq and is a predicted model, not a curated record. NCBI's taxonomy places the organism in Eukaryota, Metazoa, Chordata, Mammalia, Rodentia, Muridae. Gene Ontology annotation, molecular function: 3',5'-cyclic-nucleotide phosphodiesterase activity; protein binding. Gene Ontology annotation, biological process: signal transduction.
UACCAUAAGCCAAGGUCUUGUGUUACAUACAGGCAGCUUGAAAGAACUGCUAAGCGAGACUUCCUGCUUCCCUUUUGGGAGUUUAAUUGAGCGACCACCUGAGGCUUCUUUGGUGAUUUUGACCAGGAUGUAUUUCUUUGCUAUGCUGCUCAGGGUAUCACUCUGAGGAACCCUCUGCUCUGGAUAACAGCAUCAACACAAGCCACAACAUGGGUGAGAUUAGCCAAGAUGCCGUGGAGCGCUACCUGGAGGGGAACCCUUGUUUUGCCAAGGAGUACUUUGACAAGAAGCUGCGAGUGGAGACACUGGGGGUGAUCUUCAAAAAUAGCCAUCCGGGGGUCCAGGCAGCCAUGUCUCUCCCUGAGAUGACACAGGUGGAGGAGUCUGGCGUGUGCCUGGAGCUACUGCAGUAUAUGCAGGAUGAGGCAGGAAGUGCUGAGCAGGUGGCUCACAGGGCCCUGCAGAGGCUGGCUCAGCUUCUACAGGCUGAUUGCUGCAGUAUGUUCACGUGCCGAGCAAGAAACGGCGUACCGGAGGUGGCCUCCAGGCUGCUGAAUGUCACCCCAACUUCUAAGUUUGAGGACAACCUCGUGGCCCCUGACAAAGAAAUUGUUUUUCCGUUGGACAUUGGGAUAGUUGGCUGGGUCGCUCAUUCGAAGAAAGCCCUUAAUGUCUCAGAUGUCAAAAAGAACAGUCAUUUUUCUGACUUUAUGGACAAGCAAACUGGAUAUGUCACCAGGAACCUACUGGCAGUCCCAAUCAUGACGGGCAAGGAGGUUCUUGCUGUCAUCAUGGCAGUGAACAAAAUCAACGCUCCCGAGUUUUCCACACAGGAUGAGGAGGUCUUUUCCAAGUACCUCAGCUUUGUUGCUGUCGCCCUAAGGCAGCAGCAUACCAGUUACCUGUACAAUGUGGAGUCCCGGAGAAGCCAGAUCCUUAUGUGGUCAGCCAAUAAAGUAUUUGAAGAGCUCACUGAUGUUGAGCGACAGUUUCACAAGGCCUUGUACACCAUCAGGACAUACCUGAACUGCGAGCGCUAUUCCGUUGGUCUUCUGGACAUGACCAAGGAGAAGGAAUUUUACGAUGAGUGGCCAAUCAAGCUUGGAGAAGUCGAGCCUUAUAAAGGACCAAAGACUCCAGAUGGAAGGGAAAUCAUCUUUUAUAAAAUCAUCGAUUACAUUUUACAUGGAAAAGAAGAGAUCAACGUGAUUCCGUCACCUCCAGUAGACCACUGGACCCUUGUUAGUGGAUUGCCAACAUACGUCGCUGAAAAUGGAUUUAUCUGUAACAUGCUGAAUGCCCCUGCAGAUGAGUACUUCACAUUUCAGAAAGGACCGGUAGAUGAGACUGGCUGGGUCAUUAGAAAUGUCUUGUCCCUGCCUAUUGUCAACAAGAAAGAAGACAUCGUGGGUGUGGCUACGUUUUACAACCGGAAGGAUGGGAAACCCUUUGAUGAACAUGAUGAACAUAUCACUGAGACUUUAACCCAGUUUCUUGGAUGGUCUCUUUUAAACACCGAUACCUAUGAUCGAGUGAACAAGCUGGAGAGCAGAAAGGACAUGGCUCAGGAAAUGAUCAUGAACCUCACAAAAGCCACUCCUGAGGAAAUCAGCUCUAUUUUGAAAUUUAAAGAGAAGUUAAAUGUAGAUGUAAUCGAAGAGUGUGAAGAGAGGCAGCUCCUGGCCAUAUUGAAGGAGGACUUGCCGGACCCGAGAGCAGCAGACCUGUACGAGUUCCGUUUCAGCGACUUCCCCAUUACAGAGCACGAGUUGGUUAAAUGCGGGUUGCGGCUGUUCUUGGAGAUAAAUGUGGUGGAGAAAUUCAAAGUACCUGUAGAGGUUCUUACAAGGUGGAUGUACACAGUUCGGAAAGGGUACCGCCCUGUCACCUACCACAACUGGCGGCACGGAUUCAACGUGGGACAGACCAUGUUCACUUUGUUAAUGACAGGGAGACUAAAGAAAUACUACACAGACCUUGAAGCUUUCGCCAUGCUCGCUGCUGCUUUCUGCCAUGACAUUGACCACAGAGGCACCAAUAACUUGUACCAAAUGAAGUCCACAUCUCCACUUGCAAGGCUUCAUGGGACUUCCAUUUUAGAGCGACAUCACCUGGAAUAUAGCAAGACUCUCUUGCAGGAUGAGAGUUUAAACAUCUUCCAGAAUCUAAACAAGCGGCAGUUUGAAACAGUGAUCCAUUUGUUUGAGGUUGCGAUAAUAGCCACUGACCUGGCGCUUUAUUUCAAGAAGAGAACCAUGUUUCAAAAGAUUGUUGAUACCUGCGAGCAGAUGCAGAGUGAAGAAGAAACCAUCAAAUAUGUAACUUCCGACCCGACCAAAAAGGAAGUCAUCAUGGCCAUGAUGAUGACCGCCUGUGACCUGUCUGCCAUCACCAAGCCCUGGGAGGUGCAGAGUCAGGUAGCACUUCUGGUUGCAAAUGAGUUUUGGGAACAAGGAGAUCUGGAAAGAACAGUGCUACAGCAGCAACCAAUUCCUAUGAUGGACAGAAACAAAAAGGAUGAACUCCCAAAACUUCAAGUGGGAUUCAUUGAUUUUGUUUGUACUUUUGUAUAUAAGGAGUUCUCUCGGUUUCACAGCGAGAUCACGCCCAUGCUGAACGGCCUUCAGAAUAACAGGGUGGAAUGGAAAUCCCUGGCGGACGAAUAUGAGGCAAAGGUGAAGAUGACUGAAGAGGAGGCAGGAAAGAAGGAAGAAGGAGUCUCGGAUGGAAAAGCUGCCACAGAUUUAGGAGGCAGCGCCGAAGACAAAAAGUCCAAAACGUGCUUAAUGUUAUAAUCUAAUCGGUCUGUAUUUCAAGUAUCAUCUUAGUUCCCACGAAAAAAACCAUCCAAAAGAACCUCCUUGAGUUCUGUUCAGUGACCAUGACGUGACAGAAGAGAAAGCUCCAGACGCACUGCCAUGUGACUAUCCACAGAAUACUGCUGACCCAGAGACCCUGUGAGCUAAAUAAAGUCCGGUCAAAAACCAAAAUGUAACAACAACAAAAAAAAGGAUUUUAUGAGUUUGUUUUAAAUUUUUAAAAAAUGGUAUCUUGAAAUGAGUCACAAGUGUUAUAUAUUGUGUGUAUACAUCAAGAUUGAUUUAUAUGUACGUGUCUGAGUCUGUGUGAAGGCCAGAAGAGGGCUGUGGGUUCUGGGAUCCCAAGUCCUCUGGGAGAACAGCAAGUGCUGGUGACUGCUGAGCCAUCUCUCAGCCUGAGGAACGAGUAUAAAAUAGAUCACUAAUGGUUAUUCAUUUGCUAAAACUGCUGUAACAAGUCCCUCGUGCCAGGUGGCUUCAAGCACAGCAGUUUAUUUCCUCAUAACCACUGGGCUGGAGCCUGGAAGUUUGAGACAGUGUGCUGGCAUGCUUGGUUUUAAGUGAGGCCCCUUGGUCUGUAGGCCUUUACCCGGGGUUGUCACACAGGCAUCUCUCUGUCCCUUGCUUGUAAGGACACCAAUUCUAUUGGAUUAGGACUCACUCCUAGGCCUUCAUUUCAGCCAUGCUUACCUCAUCAACGACCUUAUCUCCAACAUGUUGUACUGAAGAUUAGCAUUCUACAAUAGGAUUGGUGAGGGGACGGGUCUCAGCCUGUAACACUCAUACUUGUGAUCCAUACCUCUACUUUCUAAACUAAGGAUCAUUCAUCAGCAUGUUCAGAGAAGAUACAGGCUAGAAUGAGCCAUGCAUAUAAAUACAAAGAACAAUGUCGGAAGACAUCCACAGUCUCUCCUAUUUUUCUCCUUUGAUAAUGGCACGAUGUCCAAGAUAUUUUUAGCAGUUUAUAAAAAACUGGUUUUUUUCCCUAUGCUUUCUCCCUUUCAAACUCUAAAAUAAAUUUUAUGUACAACUAAGAAUACUUUUAACAUUAUUGAAAGAAUUUUGGUAAGACACUACUGGAUAAUUUUACCGUUAAAUCAAUUAAAAAAUAUUCAAAAUUAAAUAUUUAAUUGGGCAAGAACUUAUUAUCAAAAAAGUCUAGAAAGACCAGUUAAGAUUACUUUGUGUGUGUUGGGAGGGAAGGGGGGAAGGUUGUGUGCUGGAGAGAUG